AUGUUGUUUUGCCAACUUAACGAGACCUCUACUCUCGGCUUUUGCGUACACACUCUUGUUGAACAUGCUGCUAUCAGGUUCUACGAUAAGAUUGCCUUGAUUUGUGCAAAUCAGUCCCUCACAUUCGGUGCUCUCAACUGCCUUUCGAACCAACUCGCACUGUCCUUGAUAGAUCAGGGCAUUGGUCGCGGCCAAAUUGUGGCUGUCGCCCUAGAGAGGUCACCCAGACUUGUCGUGGCCUUAUUAGCGGUGCUCAAAACGGGUGCUGCGUAUCUGCCUUUAGACCUGGUACUUCCAAAUCAGCACCUCAGACACAUCUUGAACGACGCCUCUCCGAGUUGUGUACUCGUUGACUCUACAUCAAAAGAUUUAUUCACACCAUGGAGGAGUAUUUGCUUCGAUAUUGACGGCAUGCAAAGGAUGCCUACCGGCGCCCGAAACCCAAACAUCAACGUAAAAGUUGCUGAUCUGGCCUAUAUUACGUACAGCUCAGGGCCGGCUGGACGGCCGAAGGGCGUUCAAGUUACCCACGGCGCUGUCUCCAAUGUGCUGUGUUCAACGAUGCGCGAGGUUAAUGUUAAUGAGACGGACCGUCUACUUGCCAUCACAGCUAUUUGCUGUGACAUUGCUGUGCUGGAGCUUUUCUUACCCCUUUUGUGUGGUGCUUCCAUCGUUCUCGCUCGGACUGCGGAUACCAGCACUCCCAAGGCAUUACUUGGUUUAAUGAGACAAUACCGCAUCACUACUAUGCAGACCACGCCAACAAUAUGGCAGAUCCUGCUAAAUCAAGGACUUCAGGAGGCUCCCCGCUUGGCGAAUCUGAUUUGCAACGGACACAAGUUGCCUCAGAAGCUGGCGCAGAAUCUCGUCCCAUUCGCGGAUUCGAAACAACAAUCAAAUGGAGCUUGUGAGGAGUAG
Messenger RNA from Clonostachys rhizophaga, 918 nucleotides. NCBI's taxonomy places the organism in Eukaryota, Fungi, Ascomycota, Sordariomycetes, Hypocreales, Bionectriaceae. The record is from the annotation of a GenBank genome assembly.